This is a messenger RNA of Rhagoletis zephyria (snowberry fruit fly), 2424 nucleotides long. Its product is annotated as glycerol kinase. The record is from RefSeq and is a predicted model, not a curated record. Gene Ontology annotation, biological process: carbohydrate metabolic process. Lineage: Eukaryota; Metazoa; Arthropoda; Insecta; Diptera; Tephritidae. Gene Ontology annotation, cellular component: mitochondrion. Gene Ontology annotation, molecular function: kinase activity; phosphotransferase activity, alcohol group as acceptor.
CACUUUUAAAAUCGAAUCUGGCCACCACUAAACCUUAACAGCGGCAACACUGGAGUAAUCAAGCAAAUCAGCAGUUGAAAUCAAGCGAAUUUUCUUUAUGCAAUCUUAUUUUUGUUCGUCUAAAGUUGUCUACCACUUUUAGCUGAAUUUUUAAUAUCGUGUUAAAUCGUGUUAAGUAUGGCCAGCCCCAGUUUUGGGAGCUUUGGUCCAUUAAUUGGUGUGAUUUACGUGAGCAGCUCGUAUUGUCGUUUUCUUAUAUAUUCCACAAAAAAUGCAGAGGUUUUAACGUUUCAUGAAUUAAAAUUACGGCAAAUUGUUCAUAAUGCAGGUUGGUUAGAAUAUGAUCCGGCAGAAAUAUGGAAGAGCGCACAGGAGUGCAUUGAGACUGCUUAUAAGAAUUUAGUUAUUUUGGAAAUUAAUCCUUAUGAUUUAAUAGCUAUAGGCAUAUGUAGCCAACGAGGAACAACAAUUUUAUGGGACAAACACACUGGCGACCCUUUGUGUAACGCUGUCGGUUGGAGUGAUUGCCGAACUGCUCCCCUCUUGAAAUCGAUGCUUGCUAAUGUUAACUAUGAUGUGAAUUACCUGCGACACAAAACUGGACUGCCGCUAAGUACGUGCUUUAGUGCUUUAAAGAUAAAGUGGUUACAAGCAAAUGUAGCAGCUGCAUCAAUAGCCUUGGAGAAGGGUACGUGUCUUUUUGGAACUCUUGAUUCAUGGAUUUUAUGGAACCUUACAGGCUCCAAUAUAAGUGGUGUUCAUGCAACAGAUGUUACGAACGCAGGCUAUACUAGUUUAAUGAACAUGCGCACACUACAAUGGGACGUUAAGCUUUGUAAAUUUUUUCGCAUUCCCAUGCAAAUACUGCCGCGUAUACGCUCAAAUUCCGAGCUAUAUGGUUAUGUCAUUGGCGGCCCACUUAAUGGCCUUCCUAUAGCAGCGUGCAUUGGCGAACAACCGGCCGCUUUGUUAGGCCAGCUACAAACAAAAGUUGGUCAAAAUGUUUGCAUCAUUGAUGACAGUUGUUUUGUACUGCUUAAUACAGGAGAAGAAAUGAUCGAAUCUUCUCAUGGUUUGCUGUCAUUAGUGGCUUACAAAUUAGGUCCACAAGCGCCUUCCUGCUAUUCAUUGGAAGGUGCUAUUUCGAAUGCUGGUGCUACGGUGAAUUGGCUUCAACAAGGUUUGCGUAUAAGCACAGAAAUAAAUUCUAAUGACAAUGUAGUGGAGGUGCUGAACACUUUUCUGGGGGAAAGUUCUAUGAUAUCAUCUUCUUGUUCGUCAGGUAUGUUAAACGCAGAAUGUGGCCUGGCAGCAAAGCGAUCAGAGAUAACUUUUGUUCCCGCCUUCCAUGGAUUAUAUGCGCCAUACUGGCGCCACGAUGCACGUGGAAUAAUUCUGGGCUUGACCAGUCAAACAACAGCAGAAAAUGUUACACAAGCCGCGUACGAAGCAACGGGGUUUCAAAUUCAUGAAGUUUUGGAUGCUUUUAAACGGGAUACCCCCACAUGGAAUCGGAAAAACAAUAAAGAGCGUUUAGUGUUUGGUGGGGAUUAUGCCGAAAACAAUGCUUUCAUUCAAUUCAUUGCAGACAUUGUGGGCUGUUUGAUGGAAAGGCCUCAAACAACGUCACCGGCAGGUCUAGGUACAAUGAUAUGUGCGGGUAUCACUAUGAAUGUGGUAUCCUUGUUACAAGCAGAGGUGAUGUACCCACCACCAGUGGAUGCCUUCAGCCCUACAACCACGGAAAAUCGGAGAGAACAAUUCUAUAGACGUUGGAAUUAUGCAGUCCAAAAAUGUUUAAAUUGGAAUAAUUUCGCCACUUAUGAAGAAGAUUUGGAACUAUUCGCUCAGCGUGACAGCGACCCGACUCUCCCGAUACGCCGCUCGCUACCUGGUAGCAUAUAUAUAACAAGUUCAUUUCUGCUAUUGCUCGUUGCAAAUUUUUUGCAUGGCCGUAGUAUUUUGUAACCAAAUAAUUUGAAUGUAUUUGGAAAGUGAUGUGUAGGUUUAAUGUAUUCCUACUAUUAGAGUUUUACAUUAUUAUGAAAUAAAUAUAAUCUUUUAGUUAGAAAUUAAUUAGAAAAACAUUUUGAUCCCUAUGCUGAAUAUCGUCAUCGUCAUCGUCGACGAUCGUCAGCGCAUCAGCAACAUGGCUGACGAUGGCCGUAUCGUCACUUUUACUGACGAUCUCGAUAUUCAACUUUAAUGUCAAUUGAACGUACAAAACGUUGAGUGUGCUUGCAUCUAGUCAUAUAAUUUGGUGAAUUAAUCCCGGUCAGCAUUUUUUGCGCUUAAAAAUAUAUGUUUGUAUUGAUCAGAGCGAACGAACUUUUGCAUUUAUUUGGAAUAUGUUUUAUUGUAAUUGUGUAAUAUGAAUAAAGGUGAAUGCAGAGAGAAUCUAGUAGUUCGGAUUUGAUAAACAGA